GAUAUUGUCGACAGGUAUGGCGAAGUGGGGUGAAGGGGAUCCACGCUGGAUUGUGGAGGAGAGACCCGAUGGAACUAACGUAAACAAUUGGCACUGGGUGGAAAAGAAUGCCACAGGUUGGUCAAAGGACAGACUGAAGGAACUUCUGACUGGUAUUGUAAUAGAAGAUGAUAAACAUUUCUGUGAAAUCAAGGAGGUAACAAGCAUUGAAGGGGAAGCAUCAGCAAAUAACAGAAAAGCCAAAUUAAUAUUUUUCUAUGAAUUUGUUAUCAAAGGGGAGUGGUCAGGUAAAUUUAAGGAUAGUGACAAAAAGUAUAAAGGGAAAUUUGAGAUACCAAAUCUGAGUGAAGAGAAUGAUACAGAUGAAAUUGAUUUUAAUGUCACAGUCUCUAAUGACUCGGAUGAAGCCUUCAAAUUAAAGGAAUUUCUACGGAAGACUGGAGUCACUCUGGUGAGACAAAAGAUGGCAGAUUAUUUAAAUGAUUUAAGGCAUGAGUACAGUAAAGGUGUUGUCUUGCCAACCAAAGGAGGACAACAGGCACCUGCUAAGACUGUAGCAGGAACAAAUAAGUCUAAAGAAGAAAUGAACAAGCAUGUGGUGGAUACCAAAGUUGCCAAACCCUUAGGGGUAAAAAUCCACACCAAGAAAAUUGUUGGGAAGGAGGAAUUCAAAUGUCGUGCUGAGGACCUGUACAGAGCUCUCACUGAUGUACAGAUGGUUCAGGCCUUUUCAGCUAGCCCAGUGGAAAUGGAAGUUGAAAAGGGAGGGCGUUUUUCUCUAUUACAUGGAAAUAUAACUGGUGAAUUUGUAGAAUUGAUUCCUAAUCAGAAAAUAGUACAACAUUGGAGAGUGAAAUCAUGGCCAGAUGCUCAUUAUUCAACAGUGACUUUUGAAUUUGAUGAAAAAGAUGACUGCACUGUGCUUAACUAUACACAGACUGGUGUUCCUGACACAGAAUACGAGAAAACAAAAGAAGGCUGGGCCAUCAACUACUGGAACAGAAUGAAACAAGUGUUUGGAUUUGGCUCUAGUAUAUACUAAUGGAAAAGAAAAUCUAAAUAUUCUAUAAAUUUACAAUUUCUGAGUGAUCUCCUCAAAUGUGUCUUGCAUUUUUGAUGGAGAAAUAAAACAAUUUGAACAACAGAAGAAGAGGAAAUUAUUUUGAAAUACCAUACAUUUAUCACUUUAGACUUCAUCAUCUGUGAUCCAUUACUGGCACACUUUGUAUCUUGAAAUGUAUUUGGGUUUAUAUUGUAAUUGAGUUAAGAUGUUUUGUGACAAAGAUUAUUGUUCCUUAGGAAGAGUUCUCCAUCCAUUUGUCAAUUGGCAAUUUUUGACCCCCCACAUAAACUCAACCAUUAUAAUGCUACAUCUGAUUUCUUGAUUUUCACAAUUUCUGGUUUUAAAAAUGCAUAUGUAAAUGCAGAGUAAGUGAAUGAAUGAUAGCAAAUCACCAUAUUAUGAGUAGCUCACUAAUAGACAUAUUCACAAAUGUCAAAAAUGUGAUUGUUGAAUGGUAGAGAUUGGAAUACUUUUUCUUGUCUACUUUUUGUUAAA
Saccostrea cuccullata (small rock oyster) is the source of this 1558-nucleotide messenger RNA. RefSeq names its product activator of 90 kDa heat shock protein ATPase homolog 1-like. The transcript has 9 exons. Gene Ontology annotation, cellular component: cytosol. Gene Ontology annotation, molecular function: protein-folding chaperone binding; ATPase activator activity. The record is from RefSeq and is a predicted model, not a curated record. NCBI's taxonomy places the organism in Eukaryota, Metazoa, Mollusca, Bivalvia, Ostreida, Ostreidae. Gene Ontology annotation, biological process: positive regulation of ATP-dependent activity; protein folding. Bases 17 to 1042 code for a protein of 341 amino acids.